Talaromyces atroroseus is the source of this 609-nucleotide messenger RNA. RefSeq lists its product as hypothetical. The transcript has a single exon. NCBI's taxonomy places the organism in Eukaryota, Fungi, Ascomycota, Eurotiomycetes, Eurotiales, Trichocomaceae. The record is from RefSeq and is a predicted model, not a curated record. Bases 1 to 609 code for a protein of 202 amino acids.
AUGCCGACACCACGACCUGCACUCCUCUCCUCCAUCCACUCCCUCAUCUCCGCCUUCUCGUCUGGGGCAUCUACACCCGUCAUCCUAGCACAUUUCACGACCUCACCCGCACCGCUCGUGCACGAGCACGGCUCGCCAUUUCUACAGCCUUCCCUGCCUUUCAUCGGCCGCGACUUUACCGGUAUGACUGGUGUGGGUGAAUACUUUGACGUUCUCGCCCAAUACCUCUCAUAUAGUGACAUGGUCUUCGAGGAUGAAGAUGACUGGGUAGUCGAUCCACAGAACCUGACCAUCUGCUUGCGAGGUCGGGCACAGUUUACAUACAAACGCACAGGGGACAGUUGGCUGGAGACAUUUAUGUGGCGAAUAACGCUAUCCGAGGACUUGGGUCAAAGUGAGCCGGAUGUUGGACAGGGCUUAAAAGUGCAGGAGUAUAGAGUGUGGUCUGAUACAGGUGCGGCGUUGCUGGCUAGUCGUGGGGAGUUACAGGGAGAGAAAUCACGGAAGUAUGUUUCUGAUGCUGCACGGGCGGAUGGUGUUUUGGGAUCGGAUUAUCCGGUCAAGGAUAAGUUGGGCAGCGGGUUGUCAUUUGGGGGAAGUUCUGGAUGA